AUGAUAAUUUCAUUGCUGCUAUUGCCUCACGGGCCACAAGAAGCAGCUGCACAGCUCAAAUUUGCUGCUCUUGGCAAUUGGGGGUUCGAUUCCGGUAGCCAACAACAGGUUGCCGAUACGCUAAAAAAAAUAGCACACACGGAACAUCUCAGCUUCAUGGUCAGCCCAGGCUCGAAUUUUGCGGGGGGAGUCAGCGGACCACAGGAUCCUAAGUGGAAACGUUUAUUUGAAGAUGUUUAUUCCGACCCUUCGGGAGCUCUAAAAAUGCCUUUCUUCACCGUUCUCGGCGCAGAGGAUUGGAGUGGAAACUACACUGCGGAGGCUAUUCGCACGGAAGUUGCCUACUCACCCACUGUUGCAGAAAACGAAGAGGGAUUAUCUAUUGCAGGAACUGCCGAUGCCACUUCGGCAAUGGAGUCUCAGCUAGCGACAACUUAUCCCAAGUGGACGUUGCCUAACUGGUGGUAUCACUAUCUUAUGCAUUUUCCUGCCAGCACCGGCACAGCCUUUAUCAAUUCGGGUCAUAAGGAUAUGAGUGUGGGCCUGGUAUUUUUGGAUACAUGGGUGCUUUCAUCCUCUUUUCCGUUCUCUGACGUUAGAACUAAGGCAUGGGAAGACGCAGAAAGGACCCUAUCUCUCGCAACGAAACUCCUGGAUUAUAUCAUUGUUGUGACGGAUCGACCAAUAUUUUCAAGCGGCUCUUCUAAGGGCGAUUCUGCACUUCAGUACUACUUAAAGCCGCUAAUCGAGAAAGCAGAUGUUGAUUUGUACAUCUCUGGAUAUGAUUUCAGUCAAGAAGUCAUUGUGAAUAGGGGGAUAACAUACGUGAACUGCGGUGCCGGCUCUUUUGGCGUUGGGUCGUCGAUGGUGAAGGAUCGCGGAAGCCAGUUUUACACUGGACAAGCGGGUUUCUGCCUUUUUGAAUUGAACGCUGAGGGCAUUGUCACACGGCUCGUGGACGGGUUGAGCGGAGAGACUCUAUUUGCGUACAAGCAGUUACUCAAGAGAAGACCUGAACGCAAGACGAUUGAUGCCUUCAAAUUUGUUAGCCAGUUGCCAGAGGUGAAGUACUGGGCAGUUCCCAGCAUGGGAAAAAUGCCUGGACGCGACGUCUUCGUGCGGGUUGUCGGGACAAUCGGACUGUGCAUCGCAACAUUUUUUGCCUCACUCUCAGUGGCCAGUCUCGUUUCCCGUUAUACAAAGUAA
This is a messenger RNA of Ochotona princeps (American pika), 1206 nucleotides long. RefSeq names its product glideosome-associated protein 50-like. The record is from RefSeq and is a predicted model, not a curated record. NCBI's taxonomy places the organism in Eukaryota, Metazoa, Chordata, Mammalia, Lagomorpha, Ochotonidae. Gene Ontology annotation, molecular function: ferric iron binding; ferrous iron binding; acid phosphatase activity.